AAGACCCUGGGUGUCGCUAACGGUCAGACAGCAGUUACCAGCCCUUGGAGCGACAACCUGUGGGUGCUGUCCCCUGUCCUGUGCGUGUGUGACGCGACUCUUACCUAAUCUUGUCGCGGUAAGUAGGGCGACAGGUGGAGAAGGACCGCACGGCGACCGGACCGUUAGAUAGCACGGACCGCGGUGUCUGGACUUUGACUGGUGACACAACAUGGCUGCACCCAAGAUCGCCAAGCUGUCCACCCACAUCGUGCACCACACCAAAGGCUCCUGCAGCGGCUCUGUCAUUUUCUUGCACGGCGAAGGUCAGACUGGAGGAAGUGUCCGGGAGACCAUCAGAAGCGUGUUAGGACGAGAGUGGGCUUUUCCUCACGUCAGAGUUGUCUACCCUACAGCGGAAGACAGGUCCGACAUCGUUGUGGGUCAGGUCCGACACGAGUGGCUGCAUCGAGAUGUCGACAACCCCGCCUUCCGCGAGAUUCUCGAGUCUUCCCACGUGACCCUCCUACAGCUGGCAAAGGUCAUGGAGGCGGAAGUGCGUCAUGGAAUCCCACGUCAUCGCAUUCUUAUCGGAGGAUUUUCCAUGGGUGGCACCAUGGCUCUGCACGUUGCCUACCGAUUCCAGAGGGCGCUGGCUGGAGUCUUCUGUCUGGGCGGCUACCUGUCGAGCACCUCACCUGUCUACGAGGUCAUCAAAGGGCUGGACGCAGCGAGGUUGCCGGCCUUGUUCCAAGCCCAUGGCGCCAAUGACAUCACCGUGAAGGAGGAGUCGGCGUCUCAGACCUUCGCGAGACUGCGAGAACUUGGCGUGAAUGGCGAGUACCACGUGAUCCUCAAUCAAGGCCACGAGCUGAGCGCGGAGCAACUCACGUUGUUGUCUUCAUGGGUGGAGAGCAUGCUGCCACGGGAGUAACCUCCCCUUGUCUUCACACAGUGACACACGUGCUUGUGUGUGUGUGUGAGUGAGAGAAAGUAAAUAAAAUCCUUACCUCAGAUUACUACUCCAGAAAAAAGCCCCAUUUGGCCAUUUGGCAACAUUUGGCAACAGUGUCACAUGUCGUCAGAUGUAGAUUUUCCUCAAGUGCCUCGUUGUGAGACCAUACUCAGUUUGACUGCUUUAAUUAUCAGGAAGUGAAUUAUUAACUCACUUAAAUGGGAGUUGAUGAGAUCGAUCCAUACUUAAAUGACUUAGAAGCUAAUAAAUUUCGAAUAUAUUAGUUUGAUAAAUGCUGAAGUUGCUAAUUGUUUGAGCUGCGAUGUAAGAAUCACGAACUAAUUUGUCCAUGUCUGAUAGAACUACGAAAGACUUUCAUUACGAAAAUGUAGGACAUUAGACCGAAUAACUUCAAACUAUUGAUGUCAAAUAAAUAAAUAAAUAAAUAAAUAAAUAAAUAAAACGCGAAAGGAUACUGUGUAACCUUGCCAAAGUUUUUAUAUUUAGCGAGAAAGAAAAGAAAUUCUACUCUACACUAAAGAUAUUCUUCAUCUAUUGUCUAAUAUGUACUAAUAAACCUGUAAUAUGUUGUAUACUAAUAUUUUUGAAUGAGCCCCCCCCCCCCCUCCACCUAACCCUAACAAAAUGAACUAUACGUGUUUGUAUUCUGUGUGUGAGUGAGAAGAGGGAGGGGGGAUAUGUGCGUGCGCGUACGUACGUGUUCAUGAAGGUGUAUUUGAUACCUACCUGUGAAAGGUGUGUUCUUGUGCACUUGUACGCACGCAAGUCCUGCUGGUGCUGGGAAAAGGCGCUGUAUAAAUGCGCAAUAAAAAAUAAACAAAUUAAAGUAAGA
Messenger RNA from Pomacea canaliculata, 1787 nucleotides. RefSeq names its product lysophospholipase-like protein 1. NCBI's taxonomy places the organism in Eukaryota, Metazoa, Mollusca, Gastropoda, Architaenioglossa, Ampullariidae. The coding region runs from base 212 to 913 and encodes 233 amino acids. The record is from RefSeq and is a predicted model, not a curated record. The transcript has 5 exons. Gene Ontology annotation, cellular component: cytoplasm. Gene Ontology annotation, biological process: protein depalmitoylation. Gene Ontology annotation, molecular function: carboxylic ester hydrolase activity; palmitoyl-(protein) hydrolase activity.